Messenger RNA from Equus quagga, 1240 nucleotides. It is a transcript of the gene EDN2, whose product is annotated as endothelin 2. Gene Ontology annotation, cellular component: extracellular region. Gene Ontology annotation, biological process: regulation of vasoconstriction; regulation of systemic arterial blood pressure by endothelin; intracellular calcium ion homeostasis. The transcript has 5 exons. Bases 75 to 611 code for a protein of 178 amino acids. The record is from RefSeq and is a predicted model, not a curated record. NCBI's taxonomy places the organism in Eukaryota, Metazoa, Chordata, Mammalia, Perissodactyla, Equidae. Gene Ontology annotation, molecular function: endothelin B receptor binding; hormone activity.
GGCAGCAGGACGCUGGCAACAGGCGCGCUCCCUGCCUCCCUGCUCCGGGCCAGCCCGUGCGCUCCACCACCGCUAUGGUCGCCAUGCCCCCGGCCUGGUGCUCCGUUGCUCUAGCCCUGCUCGUGGCCCUACAUGAAGGCGAGGGCCAGGCCACUGCCACCCCAGAGCAGCCAGUGCCCUCGCCCCGUGCCCGAGGCUCCCACCUGCGACCUCGGCGUUGCUCCUGCAGCUCCUGGCUGGACAAGGAAUGCGUCUACUUCUGCCACCUGGACAUCAUCUGGGUGAACACUCCCGGACAGACAGCUCCUUACGGCCUGGGAAACCCGCCAAGACGUCGGCGCCGCUCCCUGCCAAGGCGCUGUGAAUGUUCCAGCGCCAGGGACCCCGCCUGUGCCACCUUCUGCCAUCGAAGGCCUUGGGCUGACGCUGUGGCAGUCCCAGGCAGUGACUCCCCUGAAGACACGUUCCAGGCUGGCAAGACAUGGACCACUGCAGGAGAGCUCCUCCAGCAGCUGAGGGGCAUUUCUGCAGCCAACAUCCGCUUUGCUAGGAGACAGCAGGAGGCAAUUAGAGCGCCCAGGCCUACACCCUCCAGGCGGAGGAAGAGAUAGCGCCGGGAGCUGGAGGAACACUGCGAAGGAAGCCUGCGUGGACACGGGAGGAGACUGGCGGCCCAGGGCUGGGAGACCCUCCACCUGUUUUCUAGGCCAGGAAACCCACCUGCUGGGAUUGGCACAGCUCCGGCCUCCUCGCCUGGGUGAGGGAAGCUCCCUCGAGGCAGCCCCAUGCCCUCACACUGCCCAGGAAAGCCUUCAGCCCCCAGGCUGUGGAGCGGCCCCCACGCUGGCCCGGGCCCCGCAGCCCUGCUGGAAGGAACUGCGUGGGGGCUGCAGUAACCUGGAGGCCACGUCCUCAGAGGCGUCCUGUCUGGUGGCUGCAAGCCAGGAGGGACGAACUGUGGUGGCAACUCACACCUAAGCCAGGCCUGGAGACCGGACAGGGCGGCCCAAGGGCCGGCGUCCUGGCUGGUCCCCAUCUGUCCCCUCUGGCUCUCCCUUCCCAGAGUCCUUGUCCCCUCAUACCCUGGGACGCUCCCGGUGAGGAGGGCCUGCUCUGCUUUACCUGUCUGUAUAUAACUUAUUUGCUCUGGGAAAUUUGAGAAUUCCAAUUAUUUAUUUUAAUGUAUUUUUUUAGACUCUCAAUUAUUUACCUGCAAACCUGUGUUUGUAAUAAACAAUGA